This is a messenger RNA of Mercenaria mercenaria, 606 nucleotides long. RefSeq lists its product as uncharacterized. The transcript has 3 exons. Lineage: Eukaryota; Metazoa; Mollusca; Bivalvia; Venerida; Veneridae. The record is from RefSeq and is a predicted model, not a curated record. Bases 16 to 567 code for a protein of 183 amino acids.
CCGUUUUACCAGUUAAUGUCUGUCCACGCAUUCGUCCGAAAGGGUGAAGAUGCCAAACAAGUACCACUCGUCUACGUACUGAUGUCACGGAGAACAAAGCAGGAUUAUAUUGCGGUGCUGACCAGUCUACGUAGUAAGCUGGAACGCCCGCAGGUUGAAUGGUUCAUGCUGGACUUUGAAGCUGCUGCCUGGCAGGCAUUAAGGGAAGUUUUUCCGGGGUGUGUUCUGAAGGGAUGUGUGUUCCACUGGAGUCAGCGGGUUUACCGUAAAAUCCAGUCCGAGGGUCUUACCACUGCCUACCUGGAAAAAGAAGACAAGUACAGGUUCUUACGGAAACUGCUGAGUCUGCCAUACCUCCCUUCAGAGCAAAUUCCAGCGGCUUUCCACCAGUUGAAGCAGCAAGCUUUAGAAGUCGGCGGCCCAAUCCUGCACGUGACGCAGUAUGUCCAGGGUACGUGGAUAGAAGGAAGUAUGUGGCAGCGGAACCACUGGAGUGUGUUCAGGGAGACGGUCAGGACAAACAACGACGUUGAAGGUAGCCAAACUUUUCAGACUUCUGUAAAUUGAUGAUUCCAUGAGAUAGACAUAAAUUAACAUAAAGCUGUU